Nematolebias whitei (Rio pearlfish) is the source of this 1224-nucleotide messenger RNA. RefSeq names its product excision repair cross-complementation group 1 (gene ercc1). Gene Ontology annotation, biological process: mitotic recombination; meiotic mismatch repair; UV-damage excision repair. The transcript is spliced from 9 exons. Bases 137 to 1189 code for a protein of 350 amino acids. The record is from RefSeq and is a predicted model, not a curated record. Gene Ontology annotation, molecular function: damaged DNA binding; single-stranded DNA binding. Gene Ontology annotation, cellular component: nucleus; nucleotide-excision repair factor 1 complex; ERCC4-ERCC1 complex. NCBI's taxonomy places the organism in Eukaryota, Metazoa, Chordata, Actinopteri, Cyprinodontiformes, Rivulidae.
GGCUGUGCAUUUGUUUUGGUGGGUACACCGGAAGUGCGUCAUCUACUGUUUUGUCUGUCUAGCGUAAAUAAAAGUUUUCUUACUAUAUUAGACCAUGCGUUCACGUUGAAAUAUUUUUAUCACGUGAAAAAAAAACAUGAAGAGGUUUCAUAUCAACCUUGACGAUUCAGCUUUCACUAAAGGAAGAGCACCGCCAAAGCCACAGUUUCAGUCUUCAUCUGGACAACAAAACUCUACACCUUCGACUGCUUCUACCAUAAAGCCUGCUGCCAAACAAGUUCAGACCCUGUCUUAUGCAGAAUACAUCGUCCAGAGUAAAAGUAAUGUCGCUGCUGUUCCACAGAGAGAUUCAUCCUCCCAAGAGCUCAGGAGUGAAGGUGCUGGACUCUGUGGUCUGAAGCAAGGAGAUUCAGAAUCAUCCAUCAAAGGAGGAGGUUGUGAAACGGACCAAGAUUAUGUUAAAGACAUUGAAGCUCAACCAGAGCGAGUGAAAAAGAGUGAGGAGACACUGAUGGCUGAGGGGAACUUCCAAAAAUCAAAUCCAAGUGUGAAGGGUCCCAAACCAGUGGGGUCUGGGAGCAGCAUUAUUGUUAGUCCUCGACAGAGAGGAAAUCCUAUUCUGAAGUUUGUGAGGAGUGUGCCAUGGGAGUUUGGAGAAGUUGUGCCAGAUUAUGUUUUGGGACAGACAACCUGUGCCCUCUUCCUCAGUUUGAGGUAUCACAACCUAAAUCCAAACUAUAUCCACGAUCGUUUAAAGCUGCUUGGAAACACAUUCACCCUGCGUGUGCUGCUGGUUCAAGUAGAUGUGAAAGAUCCUCAUCAUGCAUUACAGGAGCUGGCUCGUAUCUGUAUCAUGGCAGACUGCACGCUUAUCUUGGCUUGGAGCCCCGAAGAAGCAGGACGCUACCUGGAAACAUAUAAGUCAUAUGAGAAGAAGCCAGCUGACCUCCUAAAGGAGCAAGUUGAAAAAGACUAUCUCUCAAAGGUUACAGAUUGUCUGACGACUGUGAAAUCUGUCAACAAAACUGAUGCCGUAACUUUGCUGUCCACUUUCUCAUCUGUAGAAGGAAUCAUCAAUGCCUCUAAGGAAGAGUUGGUGCUCUGCCCCGGCCUUGGACCACAAAAGGCAAGACGUCUUCAUGAUGUGCUUCACAAACCUUUUCUCAAGUCAAAGACAGAAAACAGCUGAGACUUUUUACACAGUCAAGAAGAAAUUACAUCACU